Molecule: messenger RNA, 700 nt
Organism: Pararge aegeria (speckled wood butterfly)
Lineage: Eukaryota; Metazoa; Arthropoda; Insecta; Lepidoptera; Nymphalidae
Exons: 1
Coding region: 37-612 (191 amino acids)
Source: RefSeq, a predicted model, not a curated record
ACAAUUAGACAAGUUAUCAGUUCAUUUUUAUCAACCAUGAAGUGUUUGUUCAUCUGUUCUCUAAUCGUGGCUGUAGUGGCUGAACCACCUCGCUUCCGAGCGAGGUAUAGGUCUCAAAGGCAAGAGUUGGCGCCCACCACAACGGAACCAACAAUGGAAUCGACUACUGGUGGCGGUCCAUACCCACCGUCAGGUUGGAAGCCAUCCGGUGCCGCGUUCACUCUACCAACAGACACUACCCCUACCCCAAUGGACAUCUACGGACCUCCUGAAGCUACCGGGCCGUAUCCGGCUUCAGGAUGGAAGCCUGACGGACAAGCGUUCACCCUGCCACAGGAACAAACUCCACCACCAACGACUUAUGGGGUUCCCGAAAAAACAUAUGGCGUCCCUGAUAACACAUACGGUCCACCCACCACAGAAAAUCCUCAAGCGGAGACUUUAGUAGGGCCUAUAGAAGUGCAGAAAAGUAUUGGGUCGUAUUAUCUUCUCACACCGAAUGGACAGUUUUACAAAGUCGCGUUUGUAACCGAGAAUGAUCUUCAGAAUAUGAAGAAAACAGCGAGACUGCGGUUAAGUGAUCGUGCACCUUUAUUUGCGUUUGGGCCUUAAAGGAUUUCUGUACUCAAUUCUGAUAAACUCGUAGUUUUAUAAAUAGAAAUCACUUCAAUUGUUGUCAUGAGAAUAAACCACCAAUCAU